UGCCUAUGUCAAAGUAUAACCUGAAGGUUUAUUAAUCAAGUGGUUCGCCGUGCGUGCGCUUCAAGGACUUCAAUUUUGGAAUAUUACCCAAUCCCCAAACUAAAGACUUAAUCACGAUGGCAUCUUUAAUAUCUAACAUUAUUAGACAAGUACCAAAGGUCCUCAGUGUGAAUGCUUUGAGGUCACAACAAGUUACAUCAACUAGUAUGAUUAAGAAUCAUGUUCGAAUGAUUCAAACAGGAACAAUGUUGAAUGCUCCAAGGGUUCAACAACCAGCACCACCAUUCAAGGGAAUGGCUGCUUUUGGUGAUGAUUUCAAGGAGAUUUCCUUGACUGAUUUUAAAGGCCAAUAUGUGGUUUUAUUUUUCUAUCCAUUGGAUUUCACUUUUGUGUGUCCAACUGAAUUGAUUGCUUUCAAUGAGCGCGUUGAAGAUUUCAAAAAAUUGGGCGUUCAAUUGAUUGGAGUAUCAGUAGAUUCACACUACACUCACUUGGGUUGGAUGAACACCCCGCGUGAUAAAGGCGGGCUCGGAAAACUACAAUAUCCACUACUUUCCGACUUGAACAAAACAAUCGCACGAGACUACAACGUCUUGCUAGAAAAUGAAGGCAUCGCUUUGCGAGGUCUCUUUAUCAUUGAUCCGAAAGGUGUGUUGCGAAUCAUGCAAGUUAAUGAUUUGCCAGUCGGCCGAUCAGUUACUGAAACCCUUCGAUUAGUCGAAGCAAUUAAAUUUUAUGAAGAACACGGCGAAGUUUGCCCCGCUAACUGGAAAGCCGGCGAUUUGACAAUUAAACCAAAUCCUAAAGAAGCGCAAGAAUAUUUUUCAGCCGCCAAUAAAAGGAAUUAGAAGAUAUUAAAUGGUAAUGUUUUGUAUUCAUUAGUAAAUUUGUUUUGUUUUUGAUACAUGGAAGGUUCUGUUGGUCAGUAAAAAUGGUACAAUAUUUCUAGAUUAAUAAAUCCAAAUGUUUACCAAUAAAUUAACAUUCUAAGUACAUGAA
Molecule: messenger RNA, 999 nt
Organism: Dalotia coriaria
Lineage: Eukaryota; Metazoa; Arthropoda; Insecta; Coleoptera; Staphylinidae
Product: peroxiredoxin-2-like
Exons: 6
Coding region: 117-848 (243 amino acids)
Biological process (GO): cellular response to stress; hydrogen peroxide catabolic process; cell redox homeostasis
Cellular component (GO): cytosol; mitochondrion
Molecular function (GO): thioredoxin peroxidase activity
Source: RefSeq, a predicted model, not a curated record